AUGCCUUUCGACCGCACGAACUGGCACCCUCACGCUCUCGGCUCCUCCGCAUCUGUUCCCGAAAUCUCCACAUGGCAUCCCGGGAAUCAUGGGAUCGGCGCUAAUGCCGCCUCGAACAGCCGGUUCGCCUCGUACGCACUCAAUCCGGUGUAUGAAGGCUCAGCUCCUGCCCGAACCAGGCCAGGCUCGGGCCGAACCUGGAGCCUCAUGGAGGAGGUGGAAGGGUCGGAGGACGACCCGGAACACGUGUCCGGCGGUGGUUCGUGGGACAGCGGGCGGAGAGCGCGACCAUCUUAUAGCAGUGGGUUGACAGUAGAGGGUAGAACUACAGGCGGAGCAGCAAUGGGGUAUGCCGGAGGGGUGGAGUACGGUGCGAGGAGCAGCAGUUGCGGUCAGCUGCCAGGGGUAGAGGAAUCGACGCCUUUGGAUAGUCACAAAGGCAACAGCAACAACUUUACCAACAAAAUUAUCAACGGCGGAAACAGCAGCAGCAAUGCUCAAUAUGGCCAUACAGGAUUUGUGUUCACGGCCAGUCGGCCAGAAGAGCACGCAGGGUUAGGGCCUCGUGCGGGGCUUGCGAGCAAUGCGCAUGGACGACAGGCUAAAGGGUGGGGUCCCAGCUCGUUAGGCAGCGCAGCAGCAGCAGCAGGAGCAGGAGGAGCAGGAGGAGGGCCGGGGCGGGGAGCGGGCGAGGCGAGGUCUCUGCCUCUCCGGUGGGCGGGGGACGGGCUCUUAGAGACGGUCCGCGAGCAUGAGAGUUUUGUGCACAGGCCCACAGUCGGCGCGGCCGUUGCUGAAGCUGCUGACGCCAAGGCUGGUAACGCCGAGGCGGAGAGGCCCUGGUUUCCUGGCGCAUCCGGAGAGACCAUACCUGAAGAAAGCGGGGGUGCGUUUCCUGGACCACCUCCUCCUAUGAGUGUAGGGCCGUAUUUGGCGCAAAGCGGGGGGUUGUUUUCGGGUCUUUUGGUGCAGGAGCAGCAGCGGUGGGCGCUUCCGGAUUCGGAGAUGGGAUGGGGGGACGCGGGUGGCGCUCGGGUAGAGGAAGCGGGGCGGGCAGGAGGCGGAAGAGGGGAGAACGGGGCGGGGGUAAGGGAUGACGGGGCAGACGUGGAGUUCGCUGAUUGGCUGAUGGUUCCUGGGGAAGGGGAAGAGGAGAUUCCGGGUGACUUAUUAGGCGGAGGGGGAGGUCAGUGUGGGCCUAAUACCCGUGUGGCAGACGGUCAUGGAGAUGGGCUAGUAGGGGAUGCUGUUGAUGCUCGUCAUGCUGGUGCUGUUUCUGCUGGUGAUGCUUCUAUCGGGGAUGUUUCUGGUGGUGCUGUUUCUGGUGGUGCUGUUUCUGGCGUUGCGGAGUGCACAGCAGAGGGAGCGCGAGGACAGGGAGACGGCUUCAGCAUGCACAACGGGGAAGCUUGUAUGGGGGAUAGAGGGUCGACUCAGGAUGGGGAGGGAGCAUUAGGGCGCGAGGGGGGCGGGGAGUGGACGGUGGAGCGAGAAGGAGAGGAGGGAGACGUGCUGUCGGAGCGCCCUAGUCUGCCUGACGACCUCGCCUGGUGCUCCUGGCCGGGCUGUGAAGACAUGGCCACUGCUCGUCGCCCUGCUCACGCCCCACCUCGUGCUUCUGCGCACACUCUCUUGCAUGACUUCUCGCGAGCAGCAGCACGAGCGGACGCAGGAGCGGAAGCAGCAGGAGCAGGUACUGGAGUGUCAGGUGGUGGCGUUGGUGCCGCCGCCGCUGCUGCUGCUGCUGCUGCUGCUGCUGCUGCUGGUGGUAUGUCAUCUGGCGUGGACGGGGGUCCGGCCCCGCUGUGUCGCGGACACCAGGCGCUCACGUUAGACAAGCGAGUGCGGGGGGGUUGCCUGAUGAGCGUGCUCCAGUCGCGCGCAGCUGCGGAGGAGCUGGCUCAAGCAGGCCACGAGGAGGGGAACUUUGCUAAUGAUAAUGGUGAUGGUGAUGAUGACGACGAUGAUGGUGAUGAUGGUGAUGAUGAUGUGGCUGAUGGUGGUGCUGACGUGGCAGCCCUGGAGCUCAAUACGGACACAGAUGCGGAUUUCAGCGCCUUUGCUGGCCCGUUUGCGUCCGGCCCCUUCGCUGCUAGUCCGUUUGUGAGUGGUUUCAAUGGGUUUGGCGGGUUCGGCCACCCCUCUGGUGGACACCUUGAAGGGCACGUGCUAUUCGAGGAGGCCCCAUUUGACCUCGACUUUGCUGCCUUCUGGGGGUUUGGCACAGCGCCUGAGGACGCGGCUGGGGUGACUGCAGCGGGUGAGACAGUAGCGAGUUUUCCAGGGGCGGAGGGAGCAGUAGCGGAAGCAGCAGAGGCUGGAGAGAAGAGCAGGGGGGCGGAACCUUUAGAUGGAGUGAGGGAGGUGGAAGCAGAGGGAGCCGUUGCAGGGACAGCAGGGGGGGAUGGAGAUGGGGCAGCGGAAGGGCAAGGGCAAGGGGAAGGGCAAGGGGAAGGGGAAGGGGAAGGGGAAGGGGAGGGGGAAGGGGAGGGGGAAGGGGAGAACGAGGAGGCUAUGGACUGUGAUAUGAUGUUCAUGUCAUGGGGUAUGCCGCACAUGCCCCCUCCUCAGCAGCCCAAAGCUCCACCCCAGCAGAACAAGCCUCUAGGUGCCGGGGUUAAGCUGGGAUUUCAGCAGCCCAGUGGGGUCAAAUCCGCUCAGGAGAAAGCGCAGGUUGAGAAGCAGGUUAAGGCAGAGCAGACUCAGGGCCAGGUCAAUCAGGCGCAGGUGCUGUCAAGGGCCCCACAGGUGGAUAUUCAGGUGUCAGCGCAGGUGCCCGAUCCAGCUGCUGGGACUCUCGCUGCUGCCAAUGCUGCUGCUGCUGCUGCUGGUAACGCUGCUGCUGCUGCUGUUGCUACUGCUGGUGCCGGUGGCAGCUGUGUGGGCGCUGCACCUAGUGCUGCUGAGCAGCCCCUGAAGCAGGAUCAGCCAGGAAAGCCAAACCGGCUUGCUGCUCGAGAUAUCCCAACGCGAAAGAGGGCAGCCAUGUCAUCAGCCAUCUCUGAGCCUCGCCCUUCAACAAGCAGUCCCAUGCCGUCCCCUUCCAACUGCUCCCACACCCCCCUCCUCCCUUCCCACUCCUUGGGCACCCUCCCCCCCUCACGCACCUCCCCACCUCUGCACCGCUCUACAUCCGCCUCCACCCCUCACCUGGCAGCCUCAGCCGCACUGACUGUCAGCGGCCCCCUGAAAAGAACCGCCACUCACGCCGGCCCGUCUUCUGCCCGCGUUAUACCCUCUAAAAGGCUCUCCGGGUCGCGUUAUAAGGGCCCGGGUCGAGCUUCAGCUGCGUUUGCUGCUGCGCCGGGGAAUCCAUUUGGCGUGUCUCCAUCCCCUCCUGGAAAAUCCAGUGUGUUCUCCCAUCUGUCCACGUCAGCACCGCCUGCCACGGCUUUCCCACCGCACAUGUAUACGAUGUCGUCUGUAGCGCAUCCGUCUGCAGCACAUCCGUCCUUAGCGCAUCAGUCCUUAGCGAAUCACACUCUUGGCGUGAGCAUGGGCAUGGGCAUGGGGAGUGUUAGUGCCACACACCAUGGGGCUUAUGGCGCUGCUGCUGGCGGUUAUGCCACUUCAGGAGGUUAUUCAGCUGCUGCUGCUGCUGCUGCUGCUGCUGCUGGCGCUGCUAGUGCUGGUGCAAUUGCUGCUGCUGGCGGGUACAAUUCACAUAUGGCCCUGCGCAGACAUCCCCAUGCGCCUUCUAGCUUCCGCGGCUUGUCAUAUCUCGCCCACUCGCCCCCAACCACUGCCCACUCCUUCCUCUCCCACUCGCCUCCCACACCACACUCCCUCCACCACCACCACUACCACCCGAGCCACUCCCUGCCUUCCAUUCAUAACGAGCAAAUGCAAGGGAUGCUACAGGAAAAGGGCCGUCGAAUCCGCCCCCGUGCCGACCCAGCUGCCACUAUCGGGUUUGCUUGUAAAGGGGCUGUUUCCGCGCCCGGGCCUGCUGCUUCCGAGGCAGAUGUGGGAGGUUCGGCUGCUGCUGCAGCUGCACAUUCGGCGGGCGAGGGGGUGUGCCCUAAGGGGCUUGGCACUCGAAUCAACUCGUCUGCUAGUCUCUGUACUGGCGGUGCCUCUCUGCCUAAGGACAAGGGGAAUGGUAGACUCGGGGAAGGUGGAAUAGGGGGAGGUGGGUUAGGGAAACGGGAUGGAAUGGAUGUGAUGCAUGGAGGAGAAACAGCAGUGGGAGAGGAGAGGGCUGGUAAAGAGGCAGCAGAUACUGCUGCAGAAAAUGCAGCAGCUAAUGCACUAGCAGCAACUGGCGAUAUGAACCGUAUUCCACCAAUGGUGCUCGUACCUCCAUCCAUGCGUGGUGGUGAAGAGGCUUGUAUGGAGGAUGCGUCAGGAGCAGCUGGGAGCGUUGGUGUUGCUGUCAGUAGUGGUACAAGUAUGCAGGUAGAGGGAGGGGUGGAGACGGGGAAGGGGAGUGAAGAGGCAGAACAAAGGGCAGCGACAGCAGCUGGUGGUGCUGGGAGUGGUGAUGCUGCUGCUGUCAGUAGUGCUGUGAGUCCCUACGGCUUCCCUUCGUCUGCUAGCGUGACCCCUGGAGCAGGUUUCCUUCCAGGGUCUCUAGGAGCAGCAGGGGGGAUGUCAGGAGGAUUUUCAGGUGGCCAGCCAGGUGUUUUCUCAGGUGGUUUCUUCCAUGGGGGGGUUCCUGGGUCUGUUGCAGGACCUGAGCGCAUGCACCUGAUGAUGGCUGGUGGGCCUGGAGCCGUACGCCAGAUUUCUCCUGGGAUGGGUCCGGUGGUCGGCCAGGUGCCCACAACAAUGGUCCAGGUGCCAGGCGGAAUGAUAUCUGGGGUUUCACCUGGUGCCACCCCUUCCCUGCAUCAAACACACCCUAUGCACCACCUGUACCACCCACACAUCCCACACCAUCCUCAGCACCACAUGGUGGGAUUUGCACCAGCAGGUGCAGCAGGGGUGUCAGGCGGGAGAAUGGGCAUGUAUGGGAUGGGAGGGGGCAGCAUGAGUGUUAGCAUGAGCAGUGGGGGCAGCAGCACUGCGAGUGGGGCAGGAACGGGUGUAAUGGCAGGUACAGGGGGACAGGCAGGGGGUGCAGGAGCAGGAGGGGUGGGAGGAGGGGCAGGAGGAGGGGGAGGAGUGGGAGUGGGAGGAGUGGGAGGAGUGGGGGCAGGGGGCGUGAGUGCUGAGCUUAUAGUGAAGAGGAAGAGGGGGCGGCAGAAGAAAGUGCCGUCUAAAAUCGGCCCCUGUGGUGCCACCACUAAUCUGCGUCCCCUCGCUCCUAGAAACGCUGCUGCUGCUGCCACUGCAUCCGCUGCUGGUGCGGCUGGUGCUGGCAGUGGUGGUGGGUCUGCUGGUGCUGCUGCUGGGGGAAUUGGGGGAGGAGGAGUGGGGGGAGCAGGGGGAGCAGGAGGAGCAGGAGGGGUAGGAGGGGCAGGAGGGGCAGGGGUGGGGAUUGGGUAUGGAGCUGCUACAGCAGCUGCUACAGCCGCAGGAUUGGCUGUAGCAGGACCGACGUUACCUCCGGGUUCCUCAGCUCAAUUUGGCCUCCAAAGGAUGAUAAUGGUACCUGCUACUACAGCUCAGCCCACUCUAAUCCGCGUCCCGUCCCACCCGCAGCCCUCGUUUUUGUCACACUUGCCAGGAGCACACCCCUCACACCGCUACCCCAUGCCUGGGCACCCGCCCAUCCAUUUCAAUGGGGGCAUCAUGGGCGUGGGCAGUGCUGCUGCCCUGCCGCCCCAUACAGCCCAAAAAUAG
Molecule: messenger RNA, 5727 nt
Organism: Closterium sp. NIES-65
Lineage: Eukaryota; Viridiplantae; Streptophyta; Zygnematophyceae; Desmidiales; Closteriaceae
Source: the annotation of a GenBank genome assembly